UCUAUAUAUAUGUGUAAAGUCAUUUAUUGUUGGAAACACUUUUCCACUUGUCGUGAUCUAGUUAAUCAUAUGCUUUUUCAACAUUCUGAAAAUAAAUUCAUGAAUUUAGAGUGUGGUGUUAGUAAAUGUAAGUACUUGUAUAAUACAGCUAAUACUUUUAAAUGGCACAUUUAAAAGUAUUAGCUGUAUUAUACAAGUGAAUGUUUCUCUAUACAAUUGUGUCACACUAAACUUUAUUGUAGAGAAAAAUUUAUACUUCCAAAAUCAGUAACAAAGCAAAUUUUCGAGCAAAUUCAAAUAUUGUUUAACUUAUAUCAAAACAGUAUUUUUUCAAUAAUUCGGGCUAAACUUAAACAUUGUGGUAUUAAUUGGAAACUGGAUUAUGUGUAUAAACAAAUUCUUGAAGAAGAUUCUUUCUACGAGCGUAUUUUAAAAUCAAUAUCCACAGACCAUCUAAUGGAAUCAUAUAUGAAGUUAAACCUUGACUAUGUUCCUCCAAUCAAAUAUAAUAUCGCACCAAUUGAUGAUAGAUUUAUUGUUACGUUAGAAAAUAAAAACCAAGAUAAAGCUUAAUUUCACUAUGUUUCUUUAUUGGCAACUUUGAAAAAUUAUUUAAAACGUGAAGAUGUUUGGAGUAGUUUUCAGCAUAAAAAACAGGCUAGUGAUUAUCUACAUGACUAUACAGAUUUUUAUACAGUUUGGUAUGGCAGUCACGUUUAAAAGAUUUUUGCUGUGACUCUUUUAUUAGACUCUAUUUCUAUAGUGAUGAACUUCAAAUAUGCAACCCACAAGGAAGUAGAAAAGAGACUCAUAAAAUAAGUGUUUUUUACUUUAUUGUUGGCAAUAUUGAGAGUAAAUAUUGGUCAUCAUUGAACCACAUUCAUUUAGCAUUGAUUUCAAAGUAUAGUGUAGUUAAAGAACACGGCUACGCACUUAUUCUACAACCUUUGUUGAACAAUUUGAUGAUACUUCAAAAUGAAGGUAUUAUUUUAAGACAUUAUGUUGAAGGUUUAACACACAACCUUAAAGGGUCCAUUGUUACAUUAUCUGGUGAUAAUUUGUCUACCCAUACAAUUGGUGGGUUAUCUGCAUGUUUCUCGUCUGGUCGUAUUUGUCGAAAUUGCAUGGUACCACUUAUUAACAUUCGAGAUAUUAAGACUAAAAGUCAAUGUAAUUUGAGAACUAAAACCAGUCAUUAUUAUCAUGUUAACUCUGUGUUAAUUGAUCCAACUCUGAUGUCUGUGUAUGGAGUUGAAAAAGAAUGCCAAUUCUCUAUCUUAAAUUAUUUUUAAACCAAUAGACUCCAUGCCCCAAGACAUAUUACAUGACAUAUUGGAAGGACUGAUAAGUGUUAAUUUUAGCGUUGUUAUAAAAGGCCUUUUUAAAUCUUGUUAAAAAUAAGUUUUUGACAGUCUGUGAGCUCAGAAAUAUACUAAAAAAUUUUAAAUAUGGGAUUACUGAACACUGUGAUAAACUAUUGCCUUCAUAUGUUCCACUUAAUUUAGUAUCCGGUAACAAUUAUAUCAGUGGAAAAGCUGUGGAGAGGUGUUCAUUGUUUUAUCAUCUUCCAUUAUAUAUUGGAAAAGUUGUACUGAAUGAAAAUGAAUAUUGGGUGCUACAUUUGUUAUGCAGAAAAAUAUGCCAAAUUAUUCUUUCACCAGUUAUUGAUAUAGAGUGAAUUUCUGUACUCACACAUUGUAUUGCUAGACACCAUGAGUUAUUAGCAAGAUUAAACCCAAAAUCAUUUACACCCAAGAUACAUUUUCUUGUUUAUUAUCCACGAAUGGUUGCCCAAUUUGGUCCUCUUCGAUUACUCUGGUGUCUGAGAUUCGAAGCAAAACAUCAAUAUUUUAAGCAAGUUGCUCAUCGUGUAAAAAUUUUUAGAAACAUUACAUAAAUUCUUGCUGAGAGACACCAGAUGACUAAGUGUGUUCUUUUAUCACCAGCAAAUGAAUGGAUUCAGAGCUUUCCGGUUAUUCCUGGUUUACAGCAAUUUCUGCCUUAUUCAAUUUUUCCAACCAGUCUUUGCACAAAAAUCAAACAAAUGUAUGGAAUUGAGAUAAGUAGUAAUCAAAAGAAUAUACUGUCUGUCAAUUGACAGAUAGUCUAAGAACUAAAUUUAAAUCAGAGCGUUCGAAAUAUUCAAACAAUGAGUCUGUUAAAGCUUAUAGAAAGUUUGCAUCCAAAAGGAUACAUAGUCAGCUGACUGAGUCUGUUAAUGAAUCUGUAAAGAUAACUAGAUGUGAGUUGCAGGUUGCAAAUGACUGUUUAGAAGAUCCUUCAAGUGUGGAGCAACAUGUAACAUUAAUGUUAAAGGAGUUCAGUAAACAUUAUCCUGACACGAUAAUUAUAUCUGAUAGAAUGAGCCGGACCUAUGUAUCAAGAAGACCUUUUAUCAAAACCAACCCUACACAAGUCAUAUUGCAAAGGUUUCCUUGUUUAGCAAUGGAAAAUGAGACAAAAUUCUGGAAAUUUGCAAAUCAAAGUUGCCUUCAAUAAAAAAGCAUCACUUUUGGAAACCGUCAAUGUUUUAUUAAAUGGUAUUGGCGCACCAUCAAAUGUUGAUAUUGAAGGUCAGAGAAUAUCGACUGCAUUGCUUCUUUUACCAGUUGUAUUUGGUGAAGACAUUGAUCGCUUCAUUUCUUUAAAUAAGAAUCCACAAGUUUCCACUCCAUCAAUAACCAUCAGAUGUGCAGGCGAAACAAAUGUUUUUAACGUUGAUGAUGCUGAAAUAAGCGUAAUGCUCGACGGCAUAGUAAUCGCAAAAUCCAAGACGGUAUCAAAUGCGGUUACAAGUUUGGUUGCAGCCUACUUGGUCUACGAAAUUGUAUUUGACACAAAACUUAAAAAAACAUUAGAUUUUGCAGCAAACCAUGUUUGUGGCGUUACUAGUUACAUUACAGCACCAUUUAGUCAAAGAAUUUUGAACAAACUUUUGUAGUAAUAAACAAUUUGUAUAAAAAUAUAAUUUAAAAAAAUUAAAUUUGUACCUCAAUAAACACGAUUGAAUUAA
Hydra vulgaris (swiftwater hydra) is the source of this 3013-nucleotide messenger RNA. RefSeq lists its product as uncharacterized. The record is from RefSeq and is a predicted model, not a curated record. Lineage: Eukaryota; Metazoa; Cnidaria; Hydrozoa; Anthoathecata; Hydridae.